Messenger RNA from Nannizzia gypsea CBS 118893, 1746 nucleotides. RefSeq names its product dynactin Arp1 p62 subunit RO2. The record is from RefSeq and is a predicted model, not a curated record. The transcript is spliced from 2 exons. NCBI's taxonomy places the organism in Eukaryota, Fungi, Ascomycota, Eurotiomycetes, Onygenales, Arthrodermataceae. The coding region runs from base 1 to 1746 and encodes 581 amino acids. Gene Ontology annotation, cellular component: dynactin complex.
AUGGCGCGCCCGUUCCCCUAUAACUUCAUAUCUUGCCCCUGCGUCGAUAGCCCUCGUCCCACGCCAGCUUCAAACCGGCUCUCUAAGGAUCUUUCCAGUCUGAGCCUCAAGGCGUCAGAUGAAGACGAGGAUGAGCAAACUUUCGACCCGAGAUCACGUCGCGCAAACUACUCCCUAUACCCCCCAGAACAUCUCUUAUACUGCGAAGACUGCCAUCAGAUAAAAUGCGCAAGAUGCAUAACAGAAGAGAUCGUUUGUUGGUAUUGUCCCAAUUGUCUAUUCGAGACUCCAAGCAGCAUGGUACGGAGUGACGGAAACAGAUGUGCGCGUAACUGUUUCAAUUGCCCCAUUUGCACAUCUCCAUUAACAGUCACAACCAUGAACAAUAUGGAGAAUGGAGCAUCUCAGAGUGGCCCGUGGAUUCUGUCCUGUAGUUAUUGCAUGUGGACAAGCCUCGACAUCGAUAUAAAAUUCGACAAACCAACCAACAUACGAGCUCAAUUGUUAUCACUGAGGAAUGGAGCAAAUAGAAGACCUUCGGAAGCCAGGGUUUCGCAAUUCAAAUCACCACUCGCGAGCUUCGCUUCAACACCUAGUCUACCAGAAGAAGAACAAGAUGAUAAGCUGGGAAGCCCGAUGUCCUUUGACAAGCCUGCGUUAGGCCAUGAUGCUAGGUUUGCGGCGCUGAAGAAUUUCUACCGCACCCAGAUUGCUGAGACAUCGUCAUCACCAUCAGACCACCUGAUAGGAGGUGACUUUGGGCUAUACUCUUCGCCCAAUGCGUUGAGCCGCAUCAUGUCCCUUUACAAUACUGGAGUUGGCAUGCAUGGAAAUAAUAAAAAGAACAAAUCCAGACCCCCAGUUAUGCGUGAAGCAUUAACGCAGGCAGAGGGGCUAGUUAUACCCACAACUAGGUCUGAGGAUUAUAUUAUUGAAAAGAUGGCUGCCGAAGGGUGGGAUGGGCUGGCGUCAAUGGAGCAACGGCAAUUCCAACAGCCUUCUACACGAUUUGUGGAUGACUUGUUACCACUUCCGGUUCUGCUACGAACAAAGAGAUCUAAACGAUGCAAAGCAUGCAAGCACAUCCUUGUCAAACCAGAAGUCAAACCUCAAUCAACUCGGUUCCGCAUCAGGCUCAUUGCCCUCAGUUAUCUACCACUUACCUCAAUUCGCCCGCUUUACCCAUCAUCGGUUGCUCUUCCGAUCAACUUAGAAGCCCUUGAGCCGUUGAAACCAAUCCAAUUCCUUCUGACCCUCAAAAACCAUAUGUUUGAUCCUAUCCGCGUCACACUUGCAACCCCAUCGGUGACUCCUGGGCCUGUUUCUACAAAGGUGACAAUUCUAUGUCCCCAACUUGACGUCGGUGCCAAUACAGAUGUCUGGGAUGAAGCCCUCCAAUCCGGAAGUAUGCCUGAUGCAAGAUCUUCCCGCCAUGGUAUGGAGAGAGUUGCAGAAGCAGGCAAGGUAUGGGACAAGGGACGCAAUUGGACAACCGUUGCUAUGGAAGUUGUCCCUGGCGCAAUUAAGAGCAAAAUUAAACAAGCUCAGGUGGAUACGGAUGAUGAAGACCAAGGUAUAGUUGAGAUUCCCGUGUUUGUGAGAAUCGAAUGGGACGCAGACAGUGGGAACGAGGACUUGGGAUUCCGGUCUGAAAGCUCUAAGAAAGCCGAGUCAGAUAAAGUGAAAAGAGAGCUCGCAUACUGGAUGACACUUGGGAUAGGGAGGAUUAAACCUGAUGGCCCCUGA